UCGGAACUAUAUUUGACCCUUACCAACAAGGAAUUUCCUUGGAACGCAACUUUAAUACAUAGCCCUUAUUAUUUUCGUUUAUUCGAUAGAAGAUGGAGUUUUAAAAUCAUCAAUGUAAGCAGGAUAGUGUGAAUGGAACAGGGGAACAUCCUAGUUCAACUCUCGUUCCAUUUUUCUCGUCAGUGUUUUGGUGCAGCAGUUUGGGGUUGUCAAGAUGGAGUCGCACAAAAGAUUAGAUGCUAGGCAUCUGAUGAAGAUGCUUGGGGAGCACCUUGCAAGAUGCAGUCAGUGGUCAUCAAAUGCGUACAAGCCUACAGGAACAUGUGAUGAGGUCUUGGGUCAACAGAGAGAUAAGGUUGUUGGUUGGAUUUUGUCAUUGAAUGCAGAGUUCAGAUUUACACCAGAAACUCUCGGACUGGCCAUAUGUCUCCUUGACCGCUUUCUGAAUCUCGUUAAGGUCCGCCCCAAGUAUCUACCCUGUGUAGCCAUCUGCUGCUUAUACAUCGCAGCAAAAACCUUGGAAGAAGAUGAGGUAAUACCAAGCACCAAGGAUCUUGUGAAGACCAUUAGAUGUGUCUGCUCUGUGGCGGAAAUUCUCAGGAUGGAGGCCAUUAUCCUGGAUAAACUUUCCUGGAAUGUUAAACAGGUCACUGCAGUGGAUCUUCUUCACAUUAUCCAUGGCUUGCUUAUGUGUUAUUACCCCAAACUGCUAGAUGGACUGAGCAACCUGACUCCCUCACAGCACCUGAGUAUGAUGAUGCGGAAGAUCUUCCAUUGUCUGGGAAACCACCAAUUGGCGGUCUUCAGCCCCAUCAGCCUCGUGUUGUCCAUUGUAAGCUUGGAGCUGGAACAAAUUACCCCAAACUGGUUCUCCAUCGUCAACACAGUCCAGCAAGUGGCAGAGGUCAACAAUCAAACCUUCUUUCACUGUCGUGAAGUGACUGGUUUGUACCUGUCCAAGCAUGGACUUCUACCCUCUGGAUAUCAGUUUAGAGUGAUCAAGCGUUCCAAGUCGAUCAAGAGAAAGGCCGUGGAUGACGAAGAGGAAGAUCUUUAUGACGGCAUCAAACGUCUGUACAGUGAAGAUGCCAUGGAUACCACCGCUUCUGUGAGGAAGUCAUGUAGCUCGGAGAUGGUUCAGCACCAAGACACUGACGGAAGAAAUAGUUUCCUUGUAGCUGCUGUCAGUGCCAAUUAGAACGUUUAAGUUCUAUUGGUUGACAAAGCUUAUCUUUCUCUUACAAGUAAUAUGAUUGAAUUAAAAAAAUAUCUCAGCAAGUCCCAAAAUUACAGGGGAUGGGGGGGGGGGGCUUUAUUAAGAAAUAGUUCAAUUAGGUAGACUCAUUUUGACAAUCGGGGCAGUUUCUUAUUGUUCAGAACUAUUACAAUAGUUAGAUACUUUCCUAAAAAUCAGUGACAAAAUUUGGGCCAAAAAAUUUUGAUUUUUUUUAAUCUGGUUAUGGUUAUUUUUAAGACCCAGACAAUGCAAGACAAAAACCUUUUUUCCCAAAAAUUUACAGAUAGGCUUUUGUUCAGCCAAACCUUCCAAGUUGCUCAGAUAAAGAAACUUCAGUGAUGGUACAGAAUUAUUUCCUCUAGCCUGUAUGGAUUUUCAUUUUUUGUUUUUUUUUUUUGGUCUACAAAAGUUGUUAUAAUUUUGUUAUGUUUUUAGAGUUUUUAUUAUUUAUUGUAUUCAAUGGCCACUAUACUUCUGUCUUUUCAAUUCUUCCCAUUGCUUUAUGAUAUGAACAUUAUUUUUCAAAAUUCAAAUGAUGUAUAUGUUCAUGUGUACAUUGUAUAAUCACAUAUAGAAUACAUAGCAAAUAAUUUAAUUUUGAUGCUUGACUAAAUGAAAAGGCAAGAUAGGCAUGGUAGGGUGCUAUUACAUCUCCGGUGAGUAAUUUUACAUAAUGUGGCCUAUGUAUGUUAUUGUCAGACUUUACUAUGUAAAGGUGACUUUUAUUAUUUCUUUUUAAGUAAUUAAAUAAUAUCCAUACUGGCUGGAGGAAAAGGAAAGAAUAUGACUCGACUCCUAUGAGAAAAAAAAAAUAUAAACUAUGCCACCAAUCGCCAUACUUAGCUUUGUUUUAUCGUGUCAGAAUUAUUUUUCAGUUCAAAAGAACCAAAAAAAGUUCAUAAAGUAAACUGUUCAAAAAAAACAAAAAACAAAAAAAAUUGUCAAUUACCCACAUUUAACAAGCAUUAUGUAGACUGUAUAUGGAUGUUGAUUAUUUUUAUUUUAAUGUAGACAAAGAUCUUGAUUGUAUAUAAUAAUUUUGUAAUGUGUUUGUAUGGAAUUUAAUGAAUUUCCACCCAAGCAAGGGAUAGGGAAAGUCUCAGGCAGCAUAAUUCCACUGACUAUAGGGAUAGUUUUGUUAAAAUAUAAUUGGACCAUGUGUUAAGAUCGCAAGAUGAUAUUAAAGGUCAUUUUUAAUUUUUUUCCCCUUUUUUCAUUUGUUGAUAAACCUCAUGGGUAAAAUUGUUAAUUUAUUAUUGAAGUCAAGGAUUUCAUUUCCCUCCUAGUAUGUGUAUACAAAAGAACAAAUAUUUGCAAAAUGUACUGGUCAGCUAUUGUGAAUAUAAAGUUUGUAUAUUGUAAAUAAGUUGUUUUUGAAAUACCCUUUUAUAUACUGAAGAAGAGUGAUUUAUACUUGCCAAGAUUUGUAAUAAGCAGGUGAGAGAAUGAUAUUAUUAAUAUUAUAUAAAAGGAGGAAUUGAUCUAAACUGUGGAAUAGGUUUAGCAAAAAUGAAAACUUUGCUUUAAAACUCAGAAUUUACAAAUUCCAUUCCAAUGAGAUCUGUAUGAAGAGCAUAGAUGAAAGAGAGAGAUCAGAAAUCCAGUUAUAUGAGAGAAGAAGGUGUGAAGUAAAACUGAGUGAUAUGUGCAAAUUUUAUUAUUAUUAUUUUUUUCAUGUCAUUGUUGUUAUAUAUUUGUUAUAAUUUCAUUUUAGUCCCAUUAUGCUGUGUAUUUGACUUGUAGAAGUUACUAGACUGGACUGCCGCACAUACUUUUUUUCUGUAAUCUGUAAAUCUUCUUGCUAACUUUCAUUUCUCAAACUAUCAGGCAGGUUAAGGUUUAGCUAAUAUCUACAGUAGAUGAAUGACAACACAUUGUUGUAAUCAAUUGAUGGCUGUGUUAUGUAAAAAGAUUUGAAUGGCAAUAAAUGAAUUCUGGUGGCAA
This is a messenger RNA of Saccostrea echinata, 3181 nucleotides long. Its product is annotated as cyclin-I-like. NCBI's taxonomy places the organism in Eukaryota, Metazoa, Mollusca, Bivalvia, Ostreida, Ostreidae. The transcript is spliced from 7 exons. The coding region runs from base 215 to 1198 and encodes 327 amino acids. Gene Ontology annotation, molecular function: cyclin-dependent protein serine/threonine kinase regulator activity. The record is from RefSeq and is a predicted model, not a curated record. Gene Ontology annotation, biological process: regulation of cyclin-dependent protein serine/threonine kinase activity; mitotic cell cycle phase transition. Gene Ontology annotation, cellular component: cytoplasm; nucleus; cyclin-dependent protein kinase holoenzyme complex.